Patiria miniata (bat star) is the source of this 1116-nucleotide messenger RNA. Its product is annotated as somatostatin receptor type 5-like. The coding region runs from base 1 to 1116 and encodes 371 amino acids. Gene Ontology annotation, molecular function: neuropeptide binding; G protein-coupled receptor activity. NCBI's taxonomy places the organism in Eukaryota, Metazoa, Echinodermata, Asteroidea, Valvatida, Asterinidae. The transcript has a single exon. Gene Ontology annotation, biological process: neuropeptide signaling pathway. Gene Ontology annotation, cellular component: membrane; neuron projection. The record is from RefSeq and is a predicted model, not a curated record.
AUGUCGGCUCAACUAGAUGUGGGCACGGUCGUGCUGACUGCCUCUUUGGUCGUUUUAGGCACCGUUGGGAUUCUGACGAACGCCGCUUUGAUUUUCUUCUACGUCCGACGGCCGAUAAUGCGCACCUCGACUAAUGUUUUCAUGGUCCACAAGGCUUUGCCGGAUCUGAUCUCCCUGCUUCCCGUUCCUCUUCGUCUGCUUGAGAUUCUGAGCGGGGAGGAUGGCUGGUCUUCGAGUGGGUGGAUGUGCAAGUUUGUCGUGACUGUGGAGACUCUCUGUAUGAUCGUCAGCGCUAACAUCGUCUUCGCUUUGGCGUACGACCGACUGACCGCCGUCACCAAGCCGGGAGACGGGUUGGAGCGCACGGUCACGAAGGCCCGCAACCACGUCGCCGCGGCCUGGGUCUACAGCCUCCUCCUGGCGCUACCCGUGGCGGCAGCGAGUUGGGUCGUCGUGUGGCCGCCGGGGAACUCGUUCAAACAACCCACCUGCGGCUAUCGGUGGCCCGCUGGUGAGAUGUACCACUCCAUGUACUUCGGCAGUCUCUUGGUCAUCAUCUUCGCCCUUCACUAUGUCUUCUACGCCUGCUUCGCCUACCUGACCUGGAAGCGAGUCCGGCAGAGCAAGGAGGAGUUCUUGGCUCGCCAUGAUACCCUACAACGCUGCUGUGCUGUGGCUGGGAUCAUCUGCCUCAACUUCAUCGCGUACUUUGUCUACUGGGCCCAGCACGUGUACAUCAUGGUCAGUCUUGGAGAAGAUCAGACUCAUGUGCCCCACAUCCCGUCCAGCUUGACUGACCCGCUCUCCAUAGCCGCAUCGGUGGCCGUCUACGUUGCAGCAAGCUCCAAUCUCCUCAUCUACAGCUCCUGCAUGGACCAGUGGCGUAGCGUGGCCCGGGACGCGCUUCGCUGCCGGUGCGGGGCAGGAGGAGGCGUGAGGCCCGUCAACGGGGAGGACGCGGUCGCCGUCAUCGAUGUGACCGCUGCGACGGAUGAGCCACAGAGCAACAUCGGACACUUGAACCGCGACGAUGACAACGACAAUCACAGCAUUAUAAACCUGGCCAAUCCUCAGCAAUCGGAUGAAGAGAUGGACGUUCAGGAGAUUGCAUUAUGA